GCGGGCAGGGCCGAAGAAAGUUAACGUGGCUUCCAGGGGCAGCGCCCUCGCCUCAGUCUUCCUGCGACCGUUGUGCCCGCCACAGAGACUUCCAGCCAGGAUGGGGAUCACCUACGAACCUCUGCAGCCCGAGGUGGCGGAGCGCAUCGACAAUCUGUUCGGCCACAAGAACUGCCUCAUCGAGGUGAACCCGGGCAAGGUGCUGAUGCCUCCGCGCUACGAGGAGAUCGGCGACCGGAUCCGCAUGUCCGAGGUCCGCCCCGACGACGUCUGGGUCGUGUCCUACCCGCGCACAGGAAGCACCUGGGCGCAGGAGAUGGUCUGGUGCAUCGGCAACGACCUGGACUUCGAGCGCGCCAAGAUGGUGCAGCAGUUCCGCACGCCGCUCAUCGAGUGAGUAUUAUUUAUUAUCGUCCGCCUCUGCCGCGGCC
Frankliniella occidentalis (western flower thrips) is the source of this 431-nucleotide messenger RNA. Its product is annotated as luciferin sulfotransferase-like. Bases 101 to 397 code for a protein of 98 amino acids. Gene Ontology annotation, molecular function: sulfotransferase activity. The record is from RefSeq and is a predicted model, not a curated record. The transcript has 3 exons. NCBI's taxonomy places the organism in Eukaryota, Metazoa, Arthropoda, Insecta, Thysanoptera, Thripidae.